CCAGCUGGUACGUAUCAUCCAUCCCGACCACAAGCUUGAAUUUGCCUUUGCGGAUGGCUUCAAAAUUCCGUCUGAGCGUAAGUCGAUCGCUGAUUCAUCCGUCGAGCAAAGACGCGAUUAUUCGAUGGCAUGGUCAUAACUUCCGUCAGACAUUGCUGAAUGGACUUGUGAGGUAGAAUGUGACAAGAUGCUCAUCAAGCUGCUUGAGUCUCUAUAAGCUGAAUCAUGGACAAGCACAACAUUACUCUGAGGCCGGAUGAAAGUCAGCCAUGCUGUCAAAGUGUUGAGGCCACCCUCUCCCUUGUCUCAGGCAUUUCUCUCGUUAUCAUAUCGUUUACUACUGUCCUUGGAAAUGGUAUGCUGUGCGUGGCCAUGUACAAGAAUCCACUGAAACGCUUCCGUACGGCGCCAAUGCUCUUCGUAACAAACUUAGCGGUUGCCGACUUCUUAACAGGCUCCAUCGUGGAUCCUUUGUACAUUACUUACAACUUUGGUUUCAACCAAGCUAAAGACUACCAGACCGCUUUAGCAGUCGGUGAUCAUGCUUCAUAUAUUACUGUCAAUGUCUCUCUUUGCUCUGCGGUAGUUCUUGUCAUCGACCGAUUCUUGGCUUUGAAAACUCCCUUUCUUUACCGCAGAUUCAUGACGAAACGAAACGCUUUGGUAACCGUAGUUGUCCUGUGGGUCUAUUCUAUACUGUUCAGUUUCCUUCCAUAUAUGGGUACGCCUGACACUGCGUAUUAUUUGUUGGAUCUCCAUAUCCACGUCACCGGAAGCCUGUUCACUCUGACUGUUUUUCUCCUUCUUAUAUAUCGACUUUCUGUAUUUACCAAAAAUCAACGAGUGGGUAUGACUGGCUCAAAUCCUCGACUUGAUCAGCAAAGAAUACAACUCAUCCGCGAUAAGAAAACUACUUGCACCUUUCUAAUCAUUUUAGCUGCAUGUUAUAUCUGCUUAUUGCCCUACUACAUCUACGUGCACGUUUUUCUGUUUUGUCCCUCGUGUCAGACGAGCUUAGUACUUUUAGCACUAAGCAAAAUUUCUGAGCCCGUGGUAUACCUUAACUGCGCAUUGAACCCAUUUAUAUAUGCUUGGAGACAUAAAGUGUUUCGGAAAUCACUGAGGAUCGUGUUCAUGCCUAGGCAAAUAAGAGUGAAACCGGAGGAAAUGAGUUCGCAGAGAACCUUAGGGAUGUCAGUCUUUUAGGACCUGGACCCUAAGCCAAAGAAAAGAAGGCCUAGAAGUUGAAUUCAUUAGACAAGUGCAUGCUUCUCCGGUAGUUGGAGUGAAAUGAGUCUCUUGUUAAACACUGAUGAAUC
Messenger RNA from Stylophora pistillata, 1319 nucleotides. Its product is annotated as adenosine receptor A1-like. Gene Ontology annotation, biological process: G protein-coupled receptor signaling pathway. Gene Ontology annotation, molecular function: G protein-coupled receptor activity. Gene Ontology annotation, cellular component: plasma membrane. NCBI's taxonomy places the organism in Eukaryota, Metazoa, Cnidaria, Anthozoa, Scleractinia, Pocilloporidae. The record is from RefSeq and is a predicted model, not a curated record.